Thyridium curvatum is the source of this 699-nucleotide messenger RNA. RefSeq lists its product as uncharacterized. Gene Ontology annotation, molecular function: glyoxalase III activity. Bases 1 to 699 code for a protein of 232 amino acids. NCBI's taxonomy places the organism in Eukaryota, Fungi, Ascomycota, Sordariomycetes, Thyridiales, Thyridiaceae. The transcript has 2 exons. The record is from RefSeq and is a predicted model, not a curated record.
AUGGCGCCCAAGGUUCUCAUCAUCCUCACCUCCCACGAUAAGCUGGGCGAGUCCGGCAAGCCCACCGGCUGGUUCCUGCCCGAGCUCUCCCACCCGUACGACGUCCUCAAGGAGGCCGGCUGCGAGAUCACCAUCGCCUCGCCCAACGGCGGCAAGGCGCCCCUGGACCCGGCGUCGGUCGAGAUGUUCAAGCAGGACCCCUCGGCCAGCGCCUUCUUCGCCGACCAGAAGCCCCUCUGGGAGUCGACGACCAAGCUGUCGACCAUCGCCGCCACGGCCGCCGACGACUACGACGCCCUCUUCUACCCGGGCGGCCACGGCCCCAUGUUCGACCUCGCCGGCGACGUCACCUCGCAGCGCGUGUGCUCCGAGUUCGCCGCCAAGGGCAAGCCCGUCGCCGCCGUGUGCCACGGCCCCGCGGCGCUGGUCAACGUCAAGGUGCCGCUGGACGGGCACUCGCUGCUCAAGGGCCGGGAGGUCACGGGCUUCAGCAACGUCGAGGAGGACCAGAUGGACUACAGCAAGUGGAUGCCCUUCAUGCUCGAGGACAAGAUGAACGAGGCCAGCGGGGGCAAGUACGUCAAGGCCGCCGAGCCGUGGGGCGAGAAGGUCGUCGUCGACGGCAACCUGAUCACGGGGCAGAACCCGGCCAGCGCGAAGGCCGUCGGCGAGGCCAUCUUGGCGGCGCUGAAGAAAUAA